Messenger RNA from Python bivittatus (Burmese python), 6030 nucleotides. The record is from RefSeq and is a predicted model, not a curated record. Lineage: Eukaryota; Metazoa; Chordata; Lepidosauria; Squamata; Pythonidae.
GACAAGAUGGAGCAGCCAGUGCUUGUACCACCAGGUCCGGACAGCUUUCACUACUUCACUAGAGAGUCUCUUGCAGCUAUUGAACAACGCAUUGCUGCAGAAAAGGCCAAGCAGUCCAAACAAGACCAUAAAGACGAUAACGAAAAUGGCCCAAAACCAAGUAGUGACUUGGAGGCUGGCAAAUCGCUGCCAUUUAUUUAUGGUGACAUCCCUGCUGGAAUGGUCGCUACUCCCCUGGAAGACCUGGAUCCAUUUUAUGUUAAUACAAAAACUUUUAUAGUAUUGAAUAGAGGGAAGGCAAUUUUCCGAUUCAGUGCCACCCCUGCCCUGUACAUUUUAACUCCUUUCAACCCUCUUAGAAAAAUAGCUAUUAAGAUUUUGGUACAUUCAUUAUUCAGCAUGCUCAUUAUGUGCACUAUUUUGACCAACUGCGUAUUUAUGACCCUAAGUAACCCCCCUGAUUGGACAAAGAAUGUAGAAUAUACAUUCACAGGAAUAUAUACCUUUGAAUCACUUAUAAAAAUAAUUGCAAGGGGCUUUUGUAUAGAUGGUUUUACCUUCCUCCGAGAUCCCUGGAACUGGCUUGAUUUCACUGUCAUUACGUUUGCAUAUUCUUUUGUCAUCAUUGGUAUUUUAAGUACCCUGAAAACAUUCAGAGUUCUCCGGGCAUUGAAAACAAUAUCAGUCAUCCCAGGUCUGAAGACAAUUGUGGGAGCUCUCAUUCAAUCUGUGAAGAAGCUGUCUGAUGUGAUGAUUCUGACGGUGUUUUGUCUGAGUGUCUUUGCUCUCAUAGGACUCCAACUGUUCAUGGGGAACUUGAGGCAUAAAUGUUUGUUUUGGAAUCCACCAAAUUCUACAGAUUCCAAUGAUACCGAUCUAUUUAAUACUACAUUUGGAGAAAACAGUACACUGAAUAUUACCCCAUUUGACUGGAACGCAUACAUACAAGAUGAAAAUAAUUUUUAUUUUUUGGAAGGACAAAAUGAUGCUUUGCUUUGCGGUAACAGUACUGAUGCAGGUCAAUGUCCAGAAGGCUAUUUUUGCAUAAAAGCUGGAAGGAAUCCAAACUAUGGUUAUACAAGUUUUGAUACGUUCAGCUGGGCCUUCUUGUCUCUCUUUCGAUUGAUGACUCAGGACUUCUGGGAAAAUCUAUAUCAGCUGACUCUACGUGCUGCAGGCAAAACAUAUAUGAUCUUUUUUGUCCUGGUGAUUUUCUUGGGUUCUUUCUACCUGAUCAACUUGAUCCUGGCUGUUGUUGCCAUGGCCUAUGAAGAGCAGAAUCAAGCCACCAUGGAAGAAGCUGAGCAGAAAGAGGCUGAGUUCCAGCAGAUGCUGGAACAGCUGAAAAAACAGCAAGAAGCGGCUCAGGCAGUGGCAAUAGCUGCAGCAACUGUAUCGGCAGAAUCUAAAGAUCCCAGCGCAGGAGGUAGAACGGGGGAACUUUCAGAAAGUUCUUCUGAAACAUCAAAAUUGAGUUCCAAGAGUGCCAAAGAGAGGAGAAAUAGAAGGAAGAAGAGAAAACAAAAAGAACAAUCUGGUGGAGAGGAAAAAGAUGAAGAUGAGUUUCACAGAUCUGAAUCUGAAGAUAGUAUCAGGAGAAAAGGUUGCCGAUUCUCCAUUGAAGGGAAUAGGUUAACACUAGAAAGGAAACAUUCUUCUCCCCACCAGUCUUUGCUGAGCAUGCGUGGCUCGCUGUUUUCCCCACGGCGCAACAGCAGAACAAGUCUUUUCAGCUUCAGAGGUAGAGCAAAGGAUAUAGGAUCAGAGAAUGACUUUGCUGAUGAUGAACACAGCACUUUUGAAGAUAAUGAUAGCAGAAGAGAUUCUCUUUUUGUGCCGCGCAGACAUGGUGAACGGCGCAACAGUAACAUUAGUCAGGCCAGUAGGUCAUCCAGGAUGCUGGCAGUGUUUCCAGUGAAUGGGAAGAUGCACAGCACUGUGGAUUGCAAUGGGGUGGUUUCCUUGGUUGGUGGACCAUCUGUUCCUACAUCGCCUGUUGGACAGCUUCUGCCAGAGGUGAUAAUAGAUAAACCAGCUACUGAUGACAAUGCCACAACAACAGAAACAGAAUUGAAAAAAAGAAGAUCAAGUUCUUUUCAUAUUUCUAUGGACUUUUUGGAAGACCCCACUCUAAGAGAAAGAGCCAUGAGCGUAGCUAGCAUAAUCACAAACACCAUGGAAGAACUUGAAGAGUCACGACAGAAGUGCCCACCUUGCUGGUACAAAUUUGCAAACAUUUUCUUAAUCUGGGACUGCUGUCCGUGCUGGCUGAGACUAAAGCAUAUUGUUAACAUCAUAGUGAUGGAUCCAUUUGUUGACCUUGCUAUUACAAUUUGCAUUGUUUUAAAUACAUUGUUCAUGGCAAUGGAACAUUACCCAAUGACCGAAAGAUUUGCUGAAGUCCUUAAUGUUGGAAACUUGGUUUUCACUGGAAUCUUCACAGGAGAAAUGGUUCUUAAACUAGUAGCCAUGGAUCCAUAUUAUUAUUUCCAAGAAGGCUGGAAUAUUUUCGAUGGUGUUAUUGUCACCCUUAGUUUGGUUGAACUUGGCCUUGCAAAUGUGGAAGGACUCUCAGUUCUCCGAUCGUUCAGACUGUUGCGAGUUUUCAAAUUGGCUAAAUCUUGGCCAACGCUAAAUAUGCUGAUCAAAAUUAUUGGAAACUCUGUUGGUGCUUUGGGAAAUCUGACUUUGGUCCUGGCCAUCAUUGUCUUCAUUUUUGCUGUGGUUGGUAUGCAGCUCUUUGGUAAAAGCUACAAGGAAUGUGUGUGCAAGAUUGCAAAAAAUUGUGAACUCCCUCGCUGGCACAUGAAUGAUUUUUUCCACUCAUUCUUGAUCGUGUUCCGAGUACUUUGUGGAGAAUGGAUAGAAACCAUGUGGGACUGUAUGGAGGUUGCAGGUCAAGCCAUGUGCCUUACAGUCUUCAUGAUGGUUAUGGUGAUUGGAAAUUUAGUGGUGCUGAAUCUCUUUUUGGCCUUGCUCCUGAGCUCAUUUAGUGCAGAUAACCUUGCUGCCACAGACGAUGAUAAUGAAAUGAACAAUCUCCAGAUUGCAGUGGCGAGAAUUGAUAAAGGAAUAGAUUUUGUAAAAAGAAAAAUCCGUGAAUUCAUCCAGAAAUCCUUUGUCAAAAAGCAAAAAGCUCUAGAUGAAAUCAAACCUCUUGAGGAGCUCCACAAUAAGAACAGCUGCAUUUCUAACCAUACAAUGGAAAUUGGCAAAAAUCUUGAUUAUUUUAGAGAUGGAAAUGGAACCACCACUAGUGGCAUAGGCACCGGCAGCAGUGUGGAAAAAUACGUGGUAGAUGAAAGCGAUUACAUGUCAUUCAUUAACAAUCCAAGUCUGACUGUGACUGUGCCAAUUGCUGUUGGGGAAUCUGAUUUUGAAAAUUUAAAUACCGAGGAGUUCAGCAGUGAGUCGGAUUUGGAAGAAAGCAAAGAAAAACUCAAUUCUUCUAGCUCAUCUGAAGGAAGCACAGUUGAUAUUGGGCUCCCUGCUGAAGAGCAACCAGAGGCAGAACCUGAGGAAGCUCUUGAACCUGAAGCUUGUUUCACAGAAGGUUGCGUACAAAGAUUCAAGUGUUGUCAAGUUAAUGUAGAAGAAGGAAGAGGAAAACAAUGGUGGAAUCUCAGAAAAACUUGUUUCCGGAUAGUUGAACACAAUUGGUUUGAAACCUUCAUUGUCUUUAUGAUUCUUCUUAGCAGUGGUGCUUUAGCAUUUGAAGACAUAUACAUAGAACAGAGGAAAACUAUCAAGACCAUAUUGGAAUAUGCUGACAAGGUCUUCACUUACAUAUUCAUUCUUGAAAUGCUUCUGAAGUGGGUAGCAUAUGGAUAUCAAACAUACUUUACUAAUGCCUGGUGUUGGCUGGAUUUCCUGAUUGUUGAUGUAUCUUUGGUUAGUUUAACAGCAAAUGCGCUGGGUUAUUCAGAGCUUGGUGCCAUUAAAUCCCUUCGGACACUGAGAGCAUUGAGACCUUUAAGAGCCUUGUCAAGAUUUGAAGGGAUGAGGGUGGUUGUGAAUGCCCUUCUUGGAGCAAUUCCAUCCAUCAUGAACGUGCUUCUUGUUUGUCUUAUAUUCUGGCUGAUUUUCAGCAUAAUGGGAGUAAACUUGUUUGCUGGCAAAUUCUACUACUGUGUUAAUACCACAACUGGCGACAUGUUCCGAAUUGAUGAAGUUGCCAAUAAGACUGAGUGUGAGAAUCUCAUACAUGCAAAUGAAACUGCCAGAUGGAAAAAUGUGAAAGUUAACUUUGAUAAUGUAGGAUUUGGGUAUCUUUCUUUACUGCAAGUAGCCACAUUUAAAGGAUGGAUGGAUAUUAUGUAUGCAGCAGUUGAUUCAAGAAAAGUACUUGAACAGCCUAAGUAUGAAGAUAACCUUUAUAUGUAUAUUUACUUUGUCAUCUUUAUCAUCUUUGGAUCAUUUUUUACCCUGAAUCUAUUUAUUGGUGUCAUCAUAGAUAACUUCAAUCAACAAAAAAAGAAGUUUGGAGGUCAAGACAUCUUUAUGACAGAAGAACAGAAAAAGUACUACAAUGCAAUGAAAAAAUUGGGGUCUAAAAAGCCUCAAAAACCUAUACCUAGGCCAGGGAACAAGUAUCAAGGCAUGGUGUUUGAUUUUGUGACCAGACAAGUAUUUGACAUCAGUAUUAUGAUUCUUAUCUGCCUUAAUAUGAUCACCAUGAUGGUAGAAACAGAUGAUCAGAGUAAACAAACAGAAGAUAUUCUCUACCGCAUUAAUUUGAUAUUUAUUGUCCUUUUCACUGGAGAAUGUGUCCUCAAAUUAAUUUCCUUGCGCUAUUAUUAUUUCACAAUUGGAUGGAACAUUUUUGACUUUGUGGUUGUCAUCCUUUCCAUUGUAGGUAUGUUUUUGGCAGAGAUCAUUGAGAAAUACUUUGUGUCCCCCACCCUGUUCAGAGUGAUCCGACUUGCCAGGAUAGGUCGAAUCCUGCGUCUAAUCAAGGGGGCAAAAGGGAUCCGCACCCUGCUUUUUGCCUUGAUGAUGUCUCUUCCGGCCUUGUUUAACAUUGGUCUCCUCCUUUUCCUGGUCAUGUUCAUCUACGCUAUCUUUGGAAUGUCCAACUUUGCCUAUGUGAAGAGAGAAGUUGGCAUUGAUGACAUGUUCAACUUUGAAACUUUUGGCAACAGCAUGAUCUGCCUUUUCCAAAUUACCACCUCUGCUGGCUGGGAUGGUUUGCUAGCACCUAUCCUGAACAGUGGGCCUCCAGACUGUGACCCUAAAAAAGACCACCCGGGAAGCUCAGUCAAGGGAGACUGUGGCAAUCCUUCCGUUGGGAUUUUCUUCUUUGUCAGCUACAUUAUCAUCUCCUUUUUAGUUGUAGUAAACAUGUACAUUGCUGUCAUUUUGGAAAACUUUGGUGUGGCAACUGAAGAAAGUGCUGAGCCUUUGAGCGAGGAUGAUUUUGAGAUGUUUUAUGAGGUCUGGGAAAAGUUUGACCCAGAUGCUACUCAGUUUAUGGAAUUUGAAAAACUUUCAGAAUUUGCAGCUGCUCUGGAGCCUCCUCUUCACUUACCCAAACCAAACAAGGUUCAGCUUAUUGCAAUGGACCUGCCCAUGGUGAGUGGUGACAGGAUUCACUGCCUCGAUAUAUUGUUUGCUUUUACCAAACGUGUCCUGGGGGAGAGUGGAGAGAUGGACGCUCUCCGCAUUCAGAUGGAAGACCGCUUUAUGCAGUCAAAUCCAUCCAAAGCCUCCUAUGAGCCCAUCACAACUACCUUAAAAAGGAAACAAGAGGAGCUAUCAGCUAUCAUUAUCCAACGGGCUUUCAGACGUUAUCGUCUGAGACAAACAGUAAAGCAAGCUUCAUUUUUAUAUAAUAAAAAUAAAAUUGAAGGAGGGGCUAGUCAACGUAUUAAAGACGAAUUCCUCGUUGACAAGUUGAAUGAAAACUCUUAUACCGAAAAAACAGACAUGACCAUGUCAACAGCUAUCUGUCCACCAUCCUAUGAUCGUGUAACCAAGCCAGUUGAAGAAAAACAUGAAAAAGAAGGCAAAGAUGUACAAAAGAAAAAAUAA